GGAGCCGUGUGGACCACAGCUUGCUGCUGCAGCGGCUGAAGGGGGGGAAGCACACGCACUGGCCAGGCACGGUCCUUCAAACACACACACACACACACACGCCGCAUCAUUUUUCUACAGCAUCCACACAGACACUCACUGCCUGGAGAGGAACCAGCAGCCCGGUUUGCAGCAGACGGUUUGAACCACCUCCUGGAUACAGGCCGCUGCUUUAAGUCCUCCCAGUGUAGAUCCAGGUUUUCAUCCUGACAAACCCGACCAUGGACAGGAACAGGAAGCGGGUGCCGGGCUUCGCAGCCAUGCUAUUGAUACUCUUGAGUCACAUGACGUCGGCACUGGAGGUGCCUCUUGAUCCUAAAGUACUGGAAGGAUUGCCACAACCCCCCACCAUAACGCUACAGUCCCCGAAGGAUUACAUCUUUGAUCCGCGGGAGAACAUUGUCAUCCACUGCGAGGCCAAGGGGAAGCCUCAUCCCAGCUUUUUGUGGACAAGAAACGGGACCCACUUUGAGGUCGAGAAAGAUUCCAAAGUCCUGAUGAAGCCCGGUUCAGGAACUCUUGUCAUUGACAUCAGCGGGGAAAAGGCUGAGGCCUAUGAGGGAACGUACCAGUGCACGGCACACAAUGAGCACGGCACCGCUGUAUCCAACAGCAUUGUCAUCAGACAGUCCAGGUCCCCCUUGUGGUCGAAGGAGAGAAACGAGGCAAUUGCGGUGCAAAUGGGGGGCUCCCUGGUGCUGAAGUGCCGUCCCCCUGCAGGGCUGCCGCCACCGGUCAUCUUCUGGAUGGAUAACAAUUUCCAGAGGCUACCGCUGGAUCAACGCGUGUCCCAGGCUCUGAAUGGAGACUUGUACUUUUCCAAUGUUCUUCCAGAAGACACCAGGAGCGACUACAUCUGCUAUGCUCGCUUCCCUCACACACAAACCAUCCAGCAGAAGCAGCCCAUCUCAGUCACCGUGCUGGACAACAGCCCAGAUGGGGAACGUCGUCCCCGCUUCAUGAUGCCUCAGGGCGCCACCAGCACCAAGAUGGUUCUGAGAGGGGAGACUCUGGAGCUGGAGUGCAUUGCUGAUGGCUUACCCACCCCAGAGAUCUCCUGGCAGAAGGAUGGAGGGGAGCUGCCGAGCAGCAGGAUGUCUUUUUACAACUACAAGAAAACGCUGAAGGUUUCUGAUGUGAAUGAAGCUGAUGGCGGUGACUACCGCUGUACAGCCACAAACAACCUGGGCACUGCGCACCACAUCAUCAAGGUCACUGUCAAAGCGGCUCCUUUCUGGGUCAGUGCACCCAGGAACCUGAUCCUCGCCCCGAACGAGACCGGCAUCCUGACUUGUCGAGUUAAUGGAACACCCAAACCUUUGAUCACCUGGUUGGUCAACGGUGUAUCCCUAGAGAACGCUCCAGAGGACCACAGUCGGAAGGUGGAUGACGACACUGUGAUUCUCAGCAACGUGCAAUCCGGAUCUAGUGCCGUCUACCAGUGUAAUGCAUCCAAUGAAUUUGGCUACCUGAUGGCAAAUGCUUUUGUCAACGUGCUUGCUGAGCCACCGAGGGUGCUUUCUCCACCUAACCAAGUAUACCAGGUCAUCACCAACAACCCUGCAUUACUUCAUUGUGCCUCAUUUGGUUCACCAAUACCAGCUAUCACAUGGUUCAAAGACAGUCAGACCAGCAUUAAGAGCGGGGAUUCUUACGUGAUCCACGAGAACGGCACAUUGGAGAUCAUUGUGGCCCAGCCAGUAAACAGUGGAAAGUACACCUGCAUUGCAACCAACAACUUGGGGAUCAAGGAGAACCACGUCAAACUGGAAGUAAAAGAGCCCACCCGAAUCCUCAAGCAGCCAGAGUACAAGGUGGUACAGAGUGGAAUGAGCGCCGUGUUCGAGUGUAAAGUCAAACACGACCCAACCCUCGAUCCAACCGUGACGUGGCUCAAAGACAACAGAGAGCUGCCGGACGGGAGGUUUGAGGUGAAUAUGGAGAGUCUGACCAUCAAAAACGUGACAGAAGAAGAUGAGGGCACCUACACCUGCAUCAUGAACACCACCCUGGACCAGGACUCAGCAAGUGCCAUGCUGACUGUCGUAGAGGCUCCUCCUCCUCCAGCGAUUGUCUACGAGAAACCCGACCCUCCAACUGAUCUGGAACUGACUGACCAGACAGAGAGAAGCGUUCAUCUCACCUGGAUCCCCGGAGACGAACACAACAGUCCCACAGAGAAGUUCUUGAUCCAAUACGAGGAUCUGCUCCACCAGCCAGGAGUUUGGAUCAACCUCACGGAGGCUUCCGGUACGAGCACCACGGCGCAGUUAAACCUCUCUCCUUACGUGUACUACUCCUUCAGAGUGCUGGCCAUGAAUCACGUGGGCUACAGCCACCCGAGCCAGCCAUCAAGCCAAUACAGGACCAACCCUGCAGCUCCCGAUGAAAAUCCAUCAGAUGUUGAGUGUUUAGGAACAAUGCCAGGCGACUUGGUCAUUUCGUGGACACCGUUGACAGGAUUUCAGGCUAACGGGCCCAGUCUGGAGUACAAAGUGCUUUGGAGACAGAAAGACACGGAUGAGGAUUGGUCCUCACAGAAUGUGGGCAACGCGUCUGAGUUUGUUGUGUCGGGAGCUCCUAUUUACGUGCCCUACGAGGUCAAGGUUCAAGCUUUGAACGAUUACGGCAACGGCCCUGAGCCUGAAGUGGUGAUCGGACACUCUGGAGGAGACUUGCCUUUAUCUGCUCCUGAGAGUGUGCAGAUCAUGGUUCACAACAGCACACUUGCAGAAGUGCACUGGGAGCCCGUUUCCUUCUCCUCAGUCAGAGGAAAACUACAGGGAUACAAGGUGUACUACCGACGUGAGGAGGACACAGAGCAGCAGGAACUGGUUUUGACGUUCAGUGGGAAUCGUAGCGAGGGACGUCUGCCGGGCCUCCAGCCUUACAGCACCUACAACCUCACCAUUAGAGUCCUUAAUAACAAAGGAGAAGGACCGCCGAGUCCCAGCCAGACAUUUAAGACACCAGAGGGAGUGCCGGGGCCUCCUUCUUUUCUGAAUGCCAUAAACCCCAGUUUAGACACUCUAACUCUGCAAUGGGGCCCACCGGCGAGCAACAACGGACGGCUAGCUGGGUACACACUGAAAUAUCAACCAGUCAACAACACUAACGAACUGGGGCCAGUCAAGGUCAUGACCUUCCUCGCCAACGAGACCACCACCACCCUGGGCAACCUGAACUCCAGCAUGCUGUACAAGUUUUACUUGAGUGCAAAGACAAUCAAGGGCUCUGGCCCUGUCAUCACAGAGGAGGCCUUCACAGUCAUGGACACAACUCGUACUCAGCCCGCUGUAGAGACGGGUAAAGGCCCUACAGAGCCCCCUCACACAACCUCCCCCGUCACUCAGUCUCCGCAUUCCCCGUUUCACAAGGUGCCGCCUGUAGGCCCUGCGUUUGGCAAAGUUAACACGUCCAUGUUGGAGGACGGUGCAGUGAUCAGUUGGGAAUACUUUGGACACCAUAAGAAUGUAUAUGUGGAGUAUAUUGUAGAAAACAGUAAAGAGGACUGGAAACAGGAGUUGGUAAACGGUUCACACUGGCAUAUGAUUAAAGGUUUAAAGCCGGGGACGUCCUAUAAGGUGCGUGUGGUAGCUAGAGACCCGGCUGACCCGGCGGUCCACAGCACAGACGAAGUGUUGGUUGCGGUGCCAGCUAUAGCCAGCCGGCAGGUGGACAUUGCCACCCAGGGCUGGUUUAUUGGCCUGAUGUGUGCCAUCGCUCUCCUCAUCUUGGUCCUUCUCAUAGUGUGCUUCAUCAAGAGGAACAAGGGUGGAAAGUAUCCAGUGAAAGAGAAAGAAGAUGCCCACCAAGACCCAGAGAUCCAGCCUAUGAAGGAGGAUGAUGGGACAUUUGGAGAGUACAGGUCUAUGGAGAGUGACACAGAGGACCACAAGCCGCAGGGCAGCCGGACGCCGUCCAACGCGGUGCGCCGCGAUGAAAGCGACGACAGCCUGGUGGACUACGGGGAGGGGGACGGACAGUUCAACGAGGACGGCUCCUUCAUCGGCCAGUACAGCGGCAAGAAAGAGAAAGACACCCACGAAGGCAACGAGAGUUCGGAGGCCCCGUCGCCCGUCAACGCCAUGAACUCGUUUGUCUAAACGACGGGGGCCCGGCUGCGACUGUUGCUACGGCCGCCCCCUGUCGCCCUGGCAAGUGUGACCAUCUCUGUGGUGACAGUUGCUACGGUGACGCGCCGGUCGCCGCGGGCACCUUGCUUCUACCACGGCGGCUGUCACUCUGGCGGCACCUCCCCAUGGCUACCUGUCACCAGGACUGCUGCCACGCCCUCAUCUCUACACCCGCAGGCCCCUGUCCCACUGUGACCUCUUCUCAUGUGCACACACUCGGCGUCCCGUCCCCCCCCCUCUCCCAAUAACCAUCGAAGGAAAGUGUGAUCCAAACGGUGUGAGAACUCCGAGAAGAGGGAAGGAGAGAGGAAAGCAAUAUAGAGAAGCAGAAGGAAUGUACCAGAGAUUUUUACCACUCAGACUGAGCAGAAGUGUGUAUGUGUUAGUGCCAUUUGAUCUCCUUUCAAACAUACUAAACACGGUGUGUCCAAAUAUAUAUUUUAUCCAAGUACAGUAUGUGACCCACAAAUAUGCAUUGAAUCGCCUUCAUCUGCAUGGAGUAAAUCAUGAUUCUAUUAAGCAUUUUACCACCUUGGUGUUGCAGAGGUUAGCUGUGUGUUCAGACUGUACAUGGUGCACGCCUACUAGCGACUGGGUAUUCCUUUUUUAUUUCAGUCAGUGUUAAAUGGCGUAUGAUAUAUAUAUAUAGAGGAAAAUGGUCUUUGGCAGGGAUGCUGCUGUGAAAUGUGUGACUCAAAAUAGAAGCGAGCAUGUCUUUUCAGACAAAUUAUUGUUUUACAUAUGUACAAAUACGUACGAAGCUCUAUUUCAAGGUGGCGGUUAUCCCUUUGUACUCAUUGGAAACCUGGCUCAAAACACUUUGAACCAACAAGCAAGAACUCUUGCUGAACGUUUUAGUCUUAUUGGCUUAUUCCAAUCCGCCUGAUUUUAGCUACAUGUUUUCGCAAGCUCCUCCCCAAAUCUUUUCCUUUUACACCGAGCCUAAGCGUCCUGCUACUGAGCACCGACCGAACACAAGUGGGGGGCUGUGAUCGACCCAGUGUCAUUAUGAAGUGCUUCCAACCCUGAAUCUGCCACUGUGCAGGCUUUUCUCUUAAGACGAUUGUCAGAGCGCCCAAACGUUGUCUCCAAUGGCUCUUGUGUAAUGGCAGAAAGAGAGGCGUUCGCAGACAAUAAUUGUACCCGAACAGCGUUAAUUGUUAGACUUUAUUUUCAGGAUGUUAAGAUUUUGGUGAUUAAGAACCUCUCAGCACAGUUUCUAGUGCCUUUUGUAGUGAACAGUGACUUGGAUCCACAGUUUGCAUCCCUCUUCAUAACCCGGACAGAGCUGGGAUCAGUGCAGUGAGUGAAAAAUGAUUUUGCAUAUACAACCCCAUUUUACUCAAAAGACAACUGGGAAACGCAUUAAAGCUUUAUCUUUUGUGACCUCAGUUUGUGAAGCAUCCACGUGGGCUUGCUAACUAAAAAUAGCCUCUUUGAGUCUCACUUUGGGGUCCACACAGGUGUGAGAGCUAUUUCAAAAGAGGAUUUCAAAGACAAAUUCAUGCUUAUAGACUGGCAUUAGCUGUGAGGAGUAAUUUUCAGCCGUGGAUUGUUAUGGCCUUGUUGACAAUCAUACACCACGUUUUCAUCAGCCGUGUGGUAUUCGAACACACUACCAUAUCAAAGCAUGCUGCAAGGGAAGAAAGAAAAUGGGUGGAAAAGGUCAGUGCAUGGGCACUUUGUGUAUUCAUGUCAAACAUUCUCCUCCCUAACGUUCAUCUUGAGGUGGAGCCCCGUGCUCCAGCAGCACUAAACUACUGCCAACCUACUCGCCAGGUAACUGCCAACGGGAGCCAGACGCAACAUCUGGCCUGGACUGCUGUUCAGAACGAGACUUCCUGUCACUGGUAGCACUUAGAAAUGAAAGGGGUCGGAAAAUUGCGUUAUGAUACUGAAUGUGGAAACAAGUGGGUCUGUUUUAUGUGAAUGAAAAUAAUGCUUGUUUCACUGCAAAUGGUAAACACACUGGUGACUUUGGUUUAUGCAUUUAACUUAAUAUCUGUGUAUGUUGUCUCGUUUAGAGACGCAGCACUCAGUGAAGUUUUUUUUUUAUUCCUGUAAAUGAAUGAAGCUUGUGUGUGAAUGUCUGGGUGCACAAAUGUGUGCGUGUGCGCGCAGCACAUGCAUGCUACCAUGUUAGAGCGUGCGUGAUGUGUAACAUCGCUUUUCCAUGGAUAACAGUCUUUAAUUCGGAUGUGUGUCUUCUCUCAACGGGAGAUACAAGAGCUUUUUUUUUUUUUUCAGAAAACAUUUCCACGACUUCGGUUCAUCAUAACUUGCAUCAAGUUUUUACGUUGCGAUGUGACACCUUUCCACAUGUAGAUAUUUUUGUUGUAUUUUGUAAAUAACGGCUUGAAUUUGAGGUCAGAGGGGAGAGCUUGACCUCAAUUGGCCCCCACUGCAUUAUGGGUAGGAGCGGGUUGCGUGGGAUGACACUCUUUACAGUUUUCACUCUUUCAUUUGCUGUGAACUUUUGUUUUCUUGAACGUGUCAGGUGAAUUUGCAAGCUCAAAUGUUUAGCCUAUCAGGUAUCGGAGGAGAUUAUUUAAAUUGUGACACCUGUAUCGUUUCCCUUUCUGUUAGAUCAUGCACUUUUUCUUUUUUAAAUAAAAAAGCCACACACUUAAACAGGAUGUCAUUUCAAACACAUCUGUGCGACUAGUUCACAACUACGCGUGGCGUCUGAGCGCAGAACGCUGCAACACUGUUGUCCCAAAAUAGAAACUGACACAUCCUUUUUAAGAGUGGACGCCUAAAAAAACAAAAACAAAAAAAGCGUAAUCUGGAGCAUACGGGGGAGGGCCAAGCAUGGACGGAUACGCUGACUGGCAUUUUAGAGUGUGAAUUCCCUUGAAACAAUGUUCUAGUGACUGGUGAACAGUAGAAUAUACAGGAUAUGAUAUAAUAUAACAUUCUGGUCAAUGUUGAAGCUAAAUGAGAAGCAUGAAAGGCUGUUGAAAUGGUUUACUCUACAUUAUGAUAUUGCAAAAAUAUUUUGUAUUUCAAAUGAAGUUUAAAAAAAUGAAAUAAAUGUUGGUUUCAGGAUUUCAAAUCA
Gasterosteus aculeatus aculeatus (three-spined stickleback) is the source of this 7233-nucleotide messenger RNA. It is a transcript of the gene nrcama, whose product is annotated as neuronal cell adhesion molecule a. Lineage: Eukaryota; Metazoa; Chordata; Actinopteri; Perciformes; Gasterosteidae. Gene Ontology annotation, cellular component: axon; plasma membrane. Gene Ontology annotation, biological process: brain development; cell-cell adhesion; axon guidance. The record is from RefSeq and is a predicted model, not a curated record. Gene Ontology annotation, molecular function: cell-cell adhesion mediator activity.